UCGGUGCCCGCGCCGAGCGCGGCCGGGCGCGGGGCGGUGCCGCUGCCGCUGCCGCUGCCCGCCCGGAGCCGUCGGGCGCACGGCGGGGCUCAGCGCCGCGCCGGCACCUUCUCUCCGCCGGCUGCGGCAGCGCCCCGUGAUACCCGGCGCUGCGCCUUCUCGCCCUCCUUCUUUUUUUUUUUUUUUGGUUUUUUUUCCUUCCCCCUUUCCCCCACCCUCCCCCCCUUCGGAUUUUUGUUUUACAGCGCGCUGAGAGCAGCCUCUCUGCCUUUUACUUGAUUUGCAGGUUUGUUGUAUCUAUUUGGGGGCUUAUUUCCUCAUCCUUUUUUGCUGUCCGGCUCACUCAACCCCCGACUUUUAUCCAGUUGUAGCAACUUGCUUUUUCUUUUAUUUUUUUUUUUCUAUUAUUAUUACUGGUAUUUUUUUCACUGGCGCCUCCCGUGCGUUUCCCUAUUGCGAGCCUCCCUCGCCGCCCGGUUUUUUAAGAACAUUUUUUCUGCAGAUCCCCUCUCUGUUUGCACAGAUCCCCUUUUUAUUUUUCUCGAAUUUUUUUUUUUCUUGUUGUUCGCUGUUAAAGUCACUUUUUUUUUUUUUUUUUUUUUUUUUUUUUUUUUGGUGGUGGGGGGGGGCGCUGUAUUUAAACCCUUAAAAUGCACUGCUAUCUGCUGAGCGUGCUCCUCACCGUGGAUCUGGCCACCGUGGCUCUCAGCCUGUCUACCUGCAGCACCCUCGACAUGGAUCAGUUCAUGCGCAAGAGGAUCGAGGCGAUCCGGGGGCAGAUCCUGAGCAAGCUGAAGCUCACCAGCCCCCCGGACGAGUACCCCGAGCCCGAGGAGGUGCCCCCGGAGGUCAUCUCCAUCUACAACAGCACCAGGGACCUGCUGCAGGAAAAAGCCAACCACAGAGCCGCCACUUGCGAGAGGGAGAGGAGCGACGAGGAGUACUACGCCAAAGAAGUCUACAAAAUAGACAUGCAGCCUUUCUACCCCGAAAAUGCCAUCCCACCCAACUACUACAGCCUCUACUUCCGAAUCGUCAGGUUCGACGUCUCGGCCAUGGAGAAGAACGCCUCCAACCUGGUGAAGGCUGAGUUCAGGGUCUUCCGCCUGCAGAACACCAAGGCCCGCGUCUCAGAGCAGAGGAUAGAGCUCUACCAGGUUUUAAAAUCUAAAGAACUGUCAUCGCCAGGACAGCGCUAUAUCGACAGCAAAGUAGUUAAAACAAGAGCUGAAGGAGAAUGGUUGUCUUUUGAUGUCACUGAGACUGUACAUGAGUGGCUGCAUCACAGAGACAGGAAUCUUGGAUUUAAGAUAAGCUUACAUUGUCCAUGCUGUACCUUCGUGCCUUCCAAUAAUUACAUCAUCCCAAAUAAAAGUGAGGAGCUUGAAGCAAGAUUUGCAGGUAUUGAUGACUACACAUAUUCCAGUGGUGAUGUGAAAGCUUUAAAGUCCAAUAGGAAAAAAUACAGUGGGAAGACCCCACAUCUUCUGCUAAUGUUGUUACCCUCCUACAGACUUGAGUCGCAACAGCCCAGUCGGCGGAAGAAGCGUGCUCUAGAUGCUGCCUAUUGUUUUAGGAAUGUGCAGGAUAAUUGCUGUCUGCGUCCACUUUAUAUUGACUUCAAGAGGGAUCUUGGCUGGAAAUGGAUUCAUGAACCUAAAGGAUACCAUGCUAAUUUCUGUGCAGGAGCCUGCCCCUAUUUAUGGAGCUCAGAUACUCAGCACAGCAGAGUACUCAGCUUGUAUAACACCAUAAAUCCAGAAGCUUCAGCCUCUCCAUGCUGUGUAUCCCAGGAUUUGGAACCCCUCACCAUCCUCUACUACAUUGGAAAAACACCCAAAAUCGAACAGCUGUCCAACAUGAUUGUAAAGUCUUGCAAGUGCAGCUAAAGGAUAUCUCUGAAACAGCAUGACAUGUGUUUAUUAAAAAAAAAAACAAAAAAGAUAACCAAGGAAAAAAAGAGAGAGUGAGAAGGAAAGAAAGAAAAAUAAAAAUCCCGGAUUCAUUUUUUUAAAAGAAAAAAAGAAGAAAAAAAAAGCGGUACUUGUCUGAACUGUUUGAAAGUUUGUUUUGUUUUGUUUUUUUUUUUAAACUGGCAUCUGAAGCAAAACAUUGAAGGCUUUUUCCUACAUUUCACCUACACAUAGUGUGAGAUAGACAAGAAGCAAAGUUAAAGAAAAAAGAAACCUUUUAAAAAAUAAACACUGGAAGAAAUUUGUUAGUGUUACUAUGUGAAAGGAAAGAAACAGGAAAAUCCCAUGAAGUGGAGUUGCUGUAUCUGUCCCAUGCCUUACUUGAUCUCUCUGUAUUGUUAUGCAAUAGGCAUCCUACCCAUUCCUCUUAGCUAUAGAGUUAACAGUGCAUUAUUUAUUUGUGUGUAAAAACUAUCAAAUGAACAUUUCUGUAUCACCAUUGGAAAAACGGAAACCAGCCAAUAUGGACAAAGUGGAGACCAAAUAAGCUGCCAGAAGUACAUAUAAAGCCUAAAGGAACACAAGCUCAAAAGAAUCAGAAAAGUAAUGGUUAGUUUAGUUCAAUUAAAAUAGAAAUCAGUUAUUACAUUACUGACAAACUCUGCCUUAAAAUACCUUAUUUUUCAUGCCAUCUGCCUAGAGAGACUUCUUGUAAGGUCUCAAACCCUUGUUUUAAAUACUGAAUAAUUUACUAAUAAAGGACACUCUGUUUCAGUCUCAAAGACAAGUCUAUAAGAUUUUUUUUUUUUACUGUAAAUGAUUUAAAAUGUCAGUUUAGUAAACCAGUGAAAUAUUUAACAUGUACUGGUCUAAUCUUCAGACCUUAAUAUGUUGCUGUAUAGCUAUGCUAUGGGAAUUUUUUUUUGUUCUUUUGGUAUAUGUAACCAUACCUAGAGUAUUACAAUAGGUGGGUAGUAAAAGCCAGCUUAAUUGGAAACAUAUCUGUAGAUCUCUAUUUGUAAACUAUUAAAAAAUUACGUACUUUAUGUGUAAUGUGUAAAUUUUCACCAUAUUUUUGUACUCUGUAAUACUGUCAGCUCUCAUGACUUUGAAUUUGAAUUUGGGGCUCUUUUGGAUCACUCAGAAUCACGUGUUUCCCUCUAGCUGGCCAGUAUGAGUAGAGUCCCUAUAUUUUGACUUGCACUACAAAUACAUGUUUUAUAAUAAUUGCUAUACAUGUGCUUUGUAUAUUGUUCAUCAUUAUGACAUAAGCUACCUGACCCCAUUUGUUUUUCUGUUCCAUAAAAAAGGAUGGGUUAAAGCAGUCUCCCCCCCUCCUCCUCCAGCUUGGACCACGUUCAGAUUUCCUUCCCGUUUUCUGUCGGCUGUAGGCGCUCAAACAGGUGGGCAGGGAGCAAAGAGAUGUGUCAGCCUGGCUGAGGCAAGGCAAACCCCUGCAGAGAAUGGCAUCCAGCCCUGUGCAGGAGGCUGCAGGCAGCACCUAUACAUAUAUAUAUCUGUGUGUAUAUAUUUAUGUGUCACCUGGCUGCAGGCGGCGAUCCCGCGUGGGGCGGGAGCGGAGCGCGCCGGGAUGCACCAGCCUGGCACAUCAGUCCUGCAGCUCCUCUGUGGGCUGCCUUCUCCUGCUGCAGCCUUGCCCUUCACUCCUGCAGUGGCACAGCAGGGCCCUUCAGGCUGUUGGGGUUUGUGUGAGGAUUGGCAGGAUCAGACCCUUGGUUUUUGCAAGUUCGCCCUUAAAGCUUCCUUUAGAAAAUCGAGAGAGGAACGUGGGGGUUCCUGGGGUUUUGUUGUUGUUCAUAUUGUAGAGGGAGUAAAAAGGAAAAAAAAAAAAAAGAUCAUGUCACAUACUUCAUUUUUAAAAAGCCCCAACCUAAAUAAGAAUAAAAGAAUUCUGAAGAAGGCACAAAUGUUUCAUUUCACGUGAUGAAUUCUUCUGCAGAGCAAAGCUGGAAACCUGCAAUGCAAGGUUUGGUUGGAUGAGAGGGACAUUUUCUGCCCUUGUCCUGAGCAGUGUUGGGAGGACACUCCUGAGCUUGGUGUUGUCAGCUCCACUUUUAGAAGUGCAGUUUCUUUGGCUUCAGCAGAGCACUGGUGCACUGAGGUGCCAUGGCUGGCACAGGCAGCUGCCCAGCCCUUCUGUGGAGCCUGUGCUUGUUGCCUGGAUGGGAACAUUGCCCCAGAGAUGACCCAGUCCCACCCACUGGCUCAGGAGCAGAAGGUAUGCUAGACUUCUGAUAUACAGAACAGGUGAAGAAUCUGUCCUGCUAACACUUGCUUGAGCCAGACUAACUCCAGUUGGAAAAGAUGCACUGAACUCAGUGAAACUCCUCAGGGUAAUGCAUACUCUGGAUUUUGCUGUGUAACAACAGCAAAAUUAGUUUUAUCAGGUUCAGUAUGAGAACUGUAUUUUUGUUGGAUAGGAGAGAAGACAAGGGUGAGCACAUUUGACAAAACUUAAAAAUAUUUUUGCAGUUUUCUGAUACAGGAAUGCAGCUCAAAACCAGUUUUGAAAAAGUGGAAUGGGGGAUAGCAUAGUUGUCCAGCUCUACUUACUGUAUGCUGGAUGCAGCUGAAAAUUUGGACUUGGAUUUGGAGUUCUUCUCUAAGCAAAAAACACUAUUUCUAUAAGUCAUUGCCCCAAGAUCAAUUUUUAAAAAUUUUUAGUGUUCUUCAAAAUGCACUGAUAAUAUUUGACAUUCUCAAUUUUAAAGUUCCUACAAUGUUGGUUUUUUUGGGUUUUUUUUUUCAUUAGGCAUGUAUUUCCCUUUAAUUACCAAAGGUGUUAGGCCUGAUCCUACAAUAUGCAGAACUCAUGGGAGAAAAACCCCACUGCAUGGUGGGGUAAUGUGAGUCCUUAGCACCUCUCAGGUCUGUAAAUGCCCCUGGGAUGAUCUUAAGAUGUGUCUGCAACAGCUCAAGGGCCUUAUUUUGGUGAGCUGAUUGCCACUGUGUGAGCCAAGUCCCUGGGAAGUGAUGGGAAAUGUUCAGAGAGAUCAGACCAGGGGCUGAAGGGCUGAGGGGGAAUCACAGCACUUGGCUGGGUGGGGUAGGACAGCACUUCCUACGUGUUGAGCAUCAAUAAAUCUGUGUGGUUGGCAUGGGUUAAAGGAGAAAAAAGAAAGGAACUUAAAGGACAGCUGUGUUGUACUUUGGUGAUUGAUUACUCUGUAUUUUAACACAUUGUAUGUCUGUUUUUGUGGUGCUCUAGUGGUAAAUAAAUUAUUUCAAUUAUA
Molecule: messenger RNA, 5167 nt
Organism: Oenanthe melanoleuca
Lineage: Eukaryota; Metazoa; Chordata; Aves; Passeriformes; Muscicapidae
Gene: TGFB2
Product: transforming growth factor beta 2
Exons: 7
Coding region: 651-1889 (412 amino acids)
Biological process (GO): SMAD protein signal transduction; BMP signaling pathway; regulation of cell population proliferation
Cellular component (GO): extracellular region
Molecular function (GO): cytokine activity; growth factor activity; type II transforming growth factor beta receptor binding
Source: RefSeq, a predicted model, not a curated record